GCUGAGCUGUACCUGACUGUAAUAUUAUUCUUUUGUGCGGGAAAUCGGUCAGUAAUUUCUCUGUAGCACCAGAUGUUUGCAAAAUAGGUAUAUGAUUACUCGGCUUGGUAAUAUUUGUGACAGGCAGUUACAAAAUAUCACAGAGCACGCGCGUCCUUUCUGGGUGCAACUUUGCUAUGCUGCGAUGUCUGCGACGUUUACUUUUUUCUUUUGGGCCGUCACUUUUUUCAGAGGUGUUAGAACGCUCUCGUGUGAUUUCGAGCGGGGAUAUUUCUGCGGAUGGAGAAAUCCAAAGAAUAGUUCCCUGAACCAGUGGCUACCUCUACCGGAUUACAAUAACCAUGCCGUUUGUCUCAAAUCUAGCCCGAAUUACAGUCCUGAAGACAGAAUUAGUAUUCCUCUUGAAUAUCCAAACUUCAUCGGCCGUGGCGAACUCAUAAUGUCUUACUACAUGUUUGCAUUUGAUGGGAAUUGUACCCUGAAUGUUAAGGUCGGAAAUAAAACUGUGUUUUCACGUACAUGGAUAUUCCCUUCAUUGAUUUCAAUGACCCUCCGUGCGAUAUGGUAUAUGGAACCAGCAGUGAUUGAUGCCAAAAAUGAAACGGUCACUAUCGAGGGUGUGAUUCCUGACAAGAGCUAUGCUCUGAUCACUGUGGAUGACCUGACCUUUAUAGAGAAAUAUGUCGCAGAAUGCCCAGCUCUUAAAGCACCCCUAAAAGGGUCGAUGAGUUGCACAAAUGGUAACGCAUGGCUUAGCAGGUGCAGGCUUAAAUGUGAAAGGCUUUUUUCAGAUAGAGUUUGUCUCAGACAUGGGGUCUGGUCUGGAAUGGAAAUCACAUGUGAGGAACCCCGUGUUAGGUUGCGUUAUAACACAGUGGAACUGUUCUUAGCGGGUAGAUGGGGCAAAGUUUGCCACUCGACGUAUACCUUGAACACGCCACAGCACUUUGCCCAAGUGGUUUGCCGAUCCUUAGGCUUUGAUGGGAAGGCGAUCCCUACAAAAGCCCCAUACAUUUCUUUUCUACAAGACGGCUGGUACUACACUGGCGAGUGUAACGGGACAGAGAAGUCGCUUAUUGAUUGCGCAUAUUGGAGGUUUGAGACAAUGGCUUGCAAGCACCAAGUCAUAGCUGCUGUCAUUUGCAAUAAUAGAACGUCAUGUCCUGGUAACUGCACUUGUUCACAAUCGAAGGUUGAUCAAGGACCCGAUAUUGAAUUUGUGUCGUGUCGGGCAGAGGAAAUUCCGGCUGGUUUCCCGAAGAAUAUCCCUCCUUCCACAAUUUCUCUUGAUACCUUUGGUGUCAACUUUAGCUCUUUAAACGCGGAUACUUUCAGAUUAUCUAGCACUUCCCUCGCUACUUAUCCCAAACUUCAGAAAAUAUCGCUAUCGGGGGCUAGUAUUACCAGAGUCCCUAAUGGAACCUUCCGUGAUUUUCCUUAUCUUUUUAUAAUAGAACUUCCCUGGAACAGAAUCGACAGUCUUUCGGCCAUUGAGGUCGGCGCACUGCCUGCAUCGAAGUUUCUUAUUUUGCAUGUGGGAUACAACACGAUCAGUAAAAUAACAGCUGCGGAUACAAAAGGCAUCGAAAAUGCGAAUAUGGUAACAAUCAAUGACAACAAGAUAGAAUUCAUCGAAAGCGGUGCUUUUGGAAGAUUGAACAAUCUAAUAUUCUUGAAUCUUUCUUCGAAUCGGCUUGUGCAUCUAGAAAAGAAUUCUCUACCAGUAUCUCUUACAGCUGUAGAUAUAAAUCACAAUCAACUCCAAGAAGUGUCAUAUGAUGCAUUUGGAACACUCACGAACCUCACAAUUUUGUAUCUCUUCAACAACCAUAUAUCAACAAUACAAAAAGAUGCUCUGGCAAAUUCUCCAUUGUCAAUGCUUGAUUUGCGAAGGAACAACAUCGGCGAGUUUGUAGACGUAAGGUUUAAACCUCGGCGCCUUAUAUCUCUUUACCUUGGAAGAAACAGGAUAAGCAAUUUUUCCCGGACUCUUUUUGAUAAUCAAGAGAUGAUUCAACAUUUAGACCUCAGUGAUGUCCGAUUAAAUAGCAUUGAGACUGCAACGUUAAGAUCCGCUGGACAACUGGCAGUAUUUGCCGCCUCAAGAUCAAAGAUCCAGUAUAUUGUUCCCUAUGCCUUCUUAUCUUGCAAAUCGAUAGUUUACUUAAUCCUGGACGGAAAUUACUUAACGAGAGUGUCCAGCACUUCAUUUAGCGGAUUGUUUCAACUGUCUUACUUGAACCUGAUGGACAAUCCUAUUGAGGUCAUCGAGCCGGGUGCUUUUAUGACUAAUCCAUUUCUUUUUGCACUGUACUUGAUUGGUACAAAUAUCCAAACACUCCCCGUCGGGACAGCAUUUCUUUCAAGUCAAUAUUUGGAAAUCGCAUUAUCUCCAGGUAAAGAGCUACCACCUGUAAUUGGAACAAAAGAAUUACGGAAAAUUCUGCGGGUUUUUGGUUACUCGUGCCCGAGUGAGGAAAAGGACUUUGAGAUGUGUUAUCCAUGCCUUCAGGGCGAGUAUAAGGUUAUUGGUAUUGACUAUGAGCCGUGUACUUCUUGUCCUCCAGGCGGUUUCUACCAGGAUAGCAUUGCUUUUGUUGGCGAACUGUCGCACGGAGUAGGCUGCAAGCAAUGCCCAGCGGGCAGCUAUGUGAGCCCUGCAAAGGCGCCUGGGCGCCUAGAGAGUGAAUGUUCUUCGUGUCCCGAUGGCACCGAUCUAACGAAGCAUGCUGGGUUCCGCGCAUGUCCGUGCCUCCCAGGCUACUUCCGGCUACAGCGCUUUGGGGAAUGUACGCUCUGUCCCAUCGGAUACGAGUGCUCCAACGAGACAGUCAACCUCCGCAAGGACUUCUACUGGUUAUGGUCCCGAGAAGAUUCUAAAAUAGAGUACCAGACAUUUUCUAAUAAACUUCAGGAAGAGAGCCUCGGUUAUGAUAAGGAUUGGGACUCGCUCAAUGCGUCACUUCCGGCUGCAUAUCGCUGUCCCUUUGAGGAAUCGUGUGAGGGAGGAUUCAACGCGAGUUGCAAGUCAGGUUAUGAGGGCGUGCUAUGCGGUGCAUGCAGUCGGGGCUUUUACCGGAUGUUCUCUGGCUGUAAAAAAUGUCCAUCGACACCGCUGGUCAUUAUACAGUUCGUGGCCGUCUUCCUUGUUCUCGUCCUCAUCGCCUUAGUUAUUAUAUUUAACAAGAAUAAAUCCCAAGAUGGAAAACGCUCUCUGACAGAUAACCUUUUUGGCAGCCUUAAGAUCGUCAUCGGUUCCUAUCAAAUCUUGAGUGGGACUUUGAACGCGUAUUCGUACGUACACUGGCCUAAAGAGUUGUCGACGUUCAUGACGUACGCUGAAGUUUUGCAGUUGAACAUCUUAACCAUCGCGCCCAUCGAGUGUAUAAGCGACAAGCUGAAGGCGGAUCCGUACUCGGGUCUCUUGGGGUACGUCCUGAUGGACUGCGCCGUCAUCUUCACAGCCUUCUCCUACUACAACAUCAGGAAGAUGGUACUUACAAGAAGAAACUGCGCACACGACGCAAAGGGCAAGCUCUUUCACUGCAAAGUCAACUGCUAUCGAGCUGUAUUCCUUUUCCUGUUCAUAACUUACUCUGAGACAUGCUCCAAAGUCUUUCAGGCACUUCCAGCCGGAUGCAAAGACGUCUGCAACGAGAAAGGUGUCUGUAAAUCCUUCUUCCGGUCGGAUUACGCAGUGGAGUGCUUUGAUGAGAAGUAUAACAAGUUUGUUUACUUCACCUAUGUCUCCGUUAUUAUCCCAGCUUUCUUUCCUCUCAUCUCAGCGUUUCUUUUAUGGGUGUACUGCAGCGGAGAAAGCACAGGCUCGUUGUCCAGUUUCAAGCAAGCGAUGAGGACUGUUAAGGCAACCUCGAACAUUAACAGCAUUGACCAAGAAAUCGAUAAAUUAACUCAUUCAAGGCAAGACCAAGAAAGUAAAAACGUUCAAGCUCACGCAAUCCAACUCGAAGCUGAAAACGAAGCUGAAACAGUAAAAGAUCCUGAAAGCAUCGUGAAUGAGGAAGUGAACUCGCCAAUCCUUUCUGAAGAGGUACAACCAUAUGCCAUUGCUCUUGGGCUCCGCUUCAUGUACGAAAACUACACCAAAGACUGCUGGUACUGGGAGAUCAUCGAGCUAUUGCGGAAGAUGACCUUGACAUCUCUACUGGCCUACUACGGUCAAGACAACCGCUUCUUCCUCGGCACCUCCGCCGUACUGUCCGGUCUAUAUGCCGUGUUCUUUGCCAAUCAGAAACCCAUUCCGUACAUGUUUGAGUACUGGCUGCACCUCGGAUCGCUCGUGGCGUUGAUGACCACCCAGCUGAUGGGUAUGGUCUUGCGACUUCCUGGCGAGGACGCGUCCGUGGACCAGGAAGCGGACCAGCUCGGAAUCACUAUUCUACUGCUGUUCGCUAAUGUAUUUGUCAUUGUGAUGAUUGUAGCUCGCUACAUCUACAGUAUCUGGCUUACCUUAAAGGCGGUCAGAGCCAACCCGCAGUGCUCUCUGGGAUGCAUUAUGAACGUCCUUCAAAUCGUGACGCAAGACAAGGAAGAACAAUCCCGCGAGGCAUCAAAGGAAACCAAAACUGAACUAGCGUUAAAGUAAAACAUCCGCGACAAAUAAAUAGAAAAUAGUUUACUGGAAUCAGGGGCGUAUCCAGGGGGGUGGCCUAGGGGGUCCGGGCCCCCCUUUUAGCAGCCAAAAAUACAGUUAAUGUAUGAGACAUUAUCUAAAAUACAGGAGAAAAUGCCUUGAAAAGGCUUUUUGGGCCCCUUCCUGUUAAAAAUCCUGGCUACGACACUGAUUAGUAUUCUAAGGAAUUAGAGAGACUGGCGCAAAUAAUAAUUGUAUCGAAACACUUUGAGGAUAGCUCUUUUAAAUAGACGCGGGUGUCAUCAUGCUGCUGGUCUUUUUUUUAUCAAGCCUGUUAAAGGCAAAGUCCAGAAUUAUCAGUGUUGUUUGCCGUGUCGAAUUUCACAAUAACCUGACGUCGCCGUCGUGGAUUUUUCUGUUGCGUAAGGUCUAUAAUGUGAAUAGUUCACCCACGUCUGAAGCUCGGCACCAAUAUAUACCAAUAUUCCUGUUAUCACUAUCUGUUGAGCUAUAGAUAGCGAGUAGCGAAAAAACCGGCGUUUUUCACAAAAACAACAUGAAUUAUUAUUAAAAUCGUCGUAUGGUAG
Nematostella vectensis (starlet sea anemone) is the source of this 5181-nucleotide messenger RNA. RefSeq lists its product as uncharacterized. The coding region runs from base 92 to 4606 and encodes 1504 amino acids. The transcript has 27 exons. NCBI's taxonomy places the organism in Eukaryota, Metazoa, Cnidaria, Anthozoa, Actiniaria, Edwardsiidae. Gene Ontology annotation, cellular component: membrane; extracellular matrix. Gene Ontology annotation, molecular function: protein binding. The record is from RefSeq and is a predicted model, not a curated record.